Leptopilina boulardi is the source of this 535-nucleotide messenger RNA. RefSeq lists its product as uncharacterized. Bases 191 to 493 code for a protein of 100 amino acids. The record is from RefSeq and is a predicted model, not a curated record. The transcript has 2 exons. NCBI's taxonomy places the organism in Eukaryota, Metazoa, Arthropoda, Insecta, Hymenoptera, Figitidae.
UAACAUUUCUUAUUUCUAUAUUGAAUUAUGUAUACAUACCAAUAUUUGGUACUUUUACAGAUUUUUAUACAAAUAUUAAUCGCCGAUGCAUAGCAUGCACACUUAUAAAAAACAAAACAUACAGUGGAAAGGAAUAAUUAAUAAUUAUUUGUGAAUUUAUCAUUUUAAAGUAAAAAGUACUUUUCAUAAAAUGACAAAAACUGAGACUAUUAGUCUUAUGAAAAAGAUACAGCAAUGUGAAGAGAUUUUAAAAGACUUUUGGGACCGUGUUGAUAAAAUGCAAAAAAAGCUAAAUAGUAGAUUAUUAACAAUAGAAGAUCGUGAGAGAUUAGAACUUGAAUUAGAAAAACUACAAGAAGUUUUGAAAAAGAAUGAAGAUAUUCUAAAAAAACUACGUCGCAAAAAUAGUCAAUCUUUCAUGGUUGCUGCAAGUUUAAUAUUCAUUUGUUUUCUCUUAUUUGGAAUUUAUUCUAUGUUUUUUGGAAAGAUUUAAGCAUUUAUAUUAUAAUAUAAUCAAAUAAAUUUUUUAUAUGAA